GAGGCGGGGUUUGACAUCUCAGCUCUGAAAACAUCUCUAAUCCAGUAUUUCAGGUGCCGAAGUCGACGGAGCGACCAGUCAGUUCUCAACCCCACCACCGCUCGCAGCUGUGGCUUCUGCUUCACACCGGGAACAAUAUCGCAGCUGAACUGAGUGAGACGUGUCCGAAGUGGAAGUCACAUGAGAGUUUCAGCGCUGUAAAACAAUACUUGUUAUUUAUUUAUUUUUUUUACUCCCGGACUGGUGGAGUACUUUUCCAGCGUCUCUCUCCGCGCCUUGACACACAUUUAUUCAGAGUUCGUCGGUUUAUCAGCUUUUUAGCACUUUAACGGAUAUUGCCGCCUCUUAUUUGGACGAAACACUCUCGUAAAGAGUGGACAUGUUUUCAGCUUUACCUGGAUAAAACUUCUGCAGUAGACAAGUAACUUAAGCUGGAAGUGUACACCAUGAUGGCGAACUUGCUGAAAGCUUUACCGUCCCCUUUUGAAGGCUGUUUGAAGCCUGGUCCUGCUACUUUAAAGGAUGAUUGAGCUGUUUUUCUGCAUUCAGAAAGUGCAUCUUUUCAGAAGAAAAACACGACUCGCCACUAAAGCCUUGCCUAUACAAAGACGUGGAUUGUAACUUCUUUUUUUUUUUUUCCCUUUGUACGUUUAUUUUGGAUUUGACCCUUUUUCUGUUGUUUAAGAUUGUUAAAGCUGCAGAGAGAGUAAACAGAACUUGUGAGCUGCUGACAUCGAGUAGAAUCCUAUGUGUAGCCGGGCAGCUGCAGCAGCUUGUGGAAUAACCUAACCUUGGACUAUCGAGCCCAACCGGGAUCUGAUCCCAGCUACAACCUGCCUUAUCCUCCAUCUAAUUAACUGUCCCACCGGUCUGAAAGCAGACUCCACUAACCAAUGGCAUGGGCCAAGUUCUUCAGGAAGCAGGGGGGCAAUCUGGGGAAAUCCUACCAGCCAGGGAGCAUGAUGUCUCUGGCCCCGACCAAGGGACUGCUAAAUGAGCCGGGCCAGAACAGCUGCUUCCUCAACAGUGCUGUGCAGGUCCUGUGGCAUCUGGACAUCUUCAGACGCAGUUUGAGACAGCUGCCAGGGCAUUUCUGUCUGGGAGACUCAUGCAUUUUUUGUGCAUUAAAAGGCCUUUUCUCUCAGUUCCAGCAGAGUCGGGAGCGCGCCUUGCCUUCUGACAACCUGCGUCACGCCUUGGCAGAGACCUUUAAGGACGAGCAGCGCUUCCAGCUGGGCUUUAUGGAUGAUGCCGCAGAGUGCUUUGAAAACAUACUGGAGAGGAUCCACCUGCAUAUUGUGCCUGAGGAGACAGAUGCCUGCACCUCCAACUCUUGCAUCACGCAUCAGAAGUUUGCCAUGUCACUUUAUGAGCAGUCCGUGUGCCGUAGCUGUGGGGCGUCGUCGGACCCGCUGCCGUUUACAGAGCUGGUACAUUAUAUUUCCACCACCGCACUCUGUCAACAGACGCAUCAGCGUCGUGAUGAGUCUUUUGGGGAACUGUUACAAGCAGCAAGUACAAUUGGGGACCUUAGAAAUUGUCCAAGCAACUGUGGUCAGAAGAUCCGGAUCAGACAGGUCCUGAUGAACUGCCCAGAAAUAGUCACCAUCGGCUUUGUGUGGGACUCUGAACAAUCAGAUCUCACAGAGGAAGUCAUCCGCUCGCUGGGGCCUCAUCUCAGCCUCUCUGCGCUCUUCUACAGGGUGACGGACGAGCAUGCCAAAAAGGGAGAGCUGCUGCUUGUGGGGAUGAUCUGCUACUCCAGCCACCACUACUGUGCCUUCGCCUUCCACACCAAAUCCUCCAAAUGGGUUUUCUUUGAUGAUGCAACAGUGAAAGAGAUUGGUACUCGGUGGAAAGAUGUGGUCACUAAAUGUAUUAAAGGUCACUUCCAGCCUCUACUUCUCUUUUACUCCAACCCUGAUGGGAGUGCCAUCCACACAGAAGAUGCCUCGAGACUCAACAGCAGCCACUCGCACACCCACAAGACCAACGACAACAGCGAUGCGGCAGGUGUUGAGUCUCCAAUUUCAGCACCCAAGAAGAUUGAAUUGACCAAAGAGAAUCUGAAAGCUGUGCUGGACCACGACCCUCACAAGAAGAAAACCACUUCGACUCUCAGCAGGGGCAGCGGGCAGACCAGCGGUGGACGGGGACAAGUGAAACGUGAGACCAGUGAUCCUAAAGGACGCCUCCGGGAUUUGUCCAGAGAAGCUGCCCAUAGAGCUGCAGAUCUGAGAGGAAUGCAUCCAGUCAGGAGAGAUGCUGACAGAGGUGGUCAGCGGAGGCAGGAGCAUCGCCACAGAGAUCCGGCUCAUGACAGGACCUACUCCCGCUCCGUCUCCCCUCCAGAGAACGGCUUCAAGCAGUACCUGGAGACUCGACUGUACAAAAGCCAAGGGAAGGGACCCACCAGGACAGAGCGAGUGCCGCACCUUGGGGGCCGCUCCUCACAUGAUCCACCUCGCUCCUCUCACGACCCUCCACAUCCUUCUGACCCACCACGCUCACCUCGACUCUCUCAUGACCCACCACGGUCGCCGCGCUCCUCUCACGACCCGCCACGCUCCCACACCAGGCUUCAAGUGCCGCCCAGCACUGCCACUUUGAGGAGCGGGCAUCAGAGCCGGAGACCGGAGCACCUCACCAACGGAUACGACACGGACAGCAGCCAAGAUUCCCGGGACCGAAACGGGAGGAGCAACAACCCCUCCAGCAGAGCGUGGAGGCCCAUGCGGGAGGCACUAAAUGUGGACAGCGUUUUGAGCAGCGUUGCUGAUGGGAACGCGGGGAGAGAGGAGCAUCGGCUCCCCAGCCCACGGAGAAGAACAAACAGUCACUCGCCGUCGCGUGACCAUGAGCGGGACAGAGACCUCACGUGGGGGGCAUUGGAAGAACGCAAACCGAAGAGCCUGAUGACCAUUUACGAAGACGAACAGAGGAAUGAAACUGGGGGCAGCCGGAGCUCGCUGGACUCAGACAGCCGGGGUGGACAAAAUGACACAGACAGGUCCAAGGGCUCGGGUAACCUCAAAUUGCGCAACGACAACUGGAAGAUCCAGAGAACUGAAUCUGGAUAUGAGAGCAGUGACAGGCUGAGCAACGGCUCAGCAAACUUGGACUCCCCCAUUGUUGACGGUCUUUCCUCCAAGGACCUCCGGCCCAUGCCAGAGCUGCAUCUAAUGAGGGAUCACUUUCCUCCGAGAGGAGAUGAUGAUUUGAGGCCUGAUGUGUUGUACUCUGAUUUUAUUACGGAACAAGGAAGAAAAUCCCCUGAUCUACAAAAUGUCAGUGUCCUCACUGGUCGACCCAUCGAAAGAAAAAGAGCCUUCCGAUAUACGCCAGGAAUCCGAGAAAAGAACAAUGGCCUGGAUAGUGAGCAAGAGGAAAAUCCGGACGGCAGCCCUGCGAGCCCCGUCCCUCCGUACUCUCUGAAGACCAGCAGUUCUGAGUGGAACAGCUCGGAUGACCUCACCGGACCCCUCUCUGAGCAAGACGAGACUGGCCACACAAACUCUCUGCACAGCUAUCAUCCACCUCUAGCUCCCAAACCCAUCCUGUCUGGCAUCUACCCCCGCAACCAGCCCAAAGACAAUCUGUCUGUUUUCCGGCGAUGGAUCGAGACGCCAGUCGAGCACAGACUUUCCUCUGACGCCAGUUCCAAGUCGGGGUCUUCAGACCAGGAGAGGAAUGACCUGUCAGCCAGCGAGAGCGAGGACAGAUUACCCAGUCCAAAACCCAGACUGGAUGACGGUGCAGACUCCCUAUCCUCCUCUCUCACAGACAUGGUCCUCCCAACCACUUUCUUUUCUGUGGACAGCUGCAUGACAGAUACUUACCGGGCCAAAUACCACAAGAAACCGGGCUUGUACAGGAGAGCAGAGGACCACACCUCAUCGGGGGAGAGCGACGCAGAAGGAAGGGGUCACAAUACAACAGAAUCAGGCUUCUCUACAACUAAGACUACUGCAAAGUGGAACCCAGUUACUCCCAAAUUCCUGGAUGAACACGGUUUCCUAUGAUCGAACAACGAACUUGAAUGUUCCCGCAACCAGACGCUGAAUGGACUGACUGUUACACCAACUCUUUCUGUGGAAUGUGUCGUUCCUCUCAGUGCGCUUGAUGUAGAAAAACAGAAUGCCAAAGAAAUUGCAGAAAGGAAGGCGAUUGUCUUUAUUUUGUGAAUUUGCACAACAGAGCGCUGGAAAGGUACGAAACGUCCUGAGAACUUUGCUGUAUGUCUGGAGGAUUAGACCGAUGAAGAAUGUGUCAGAUUAAGUCAUUUUAACAAACAAGAGAUUAGAAAACAAAUCACUCUUAAGAUGUAUCAUGUUUCUCCUUGUUCUGUACAUUUUAUGGAAGCUUUUAUUUAACUACUCCCAUUGUAGCGUUCAUGAGGCGGUUGCCCCAGAUCUCCCCUUUUUCAGAUGUUCAGAGAGGUUCUCGUUUCUGUUUGAGAGAUAUUUGCAUGGUCGUUGUAGGGGAACAUGAAAAAAGACACUAUUUUACAGACGUCUGUGUCCUUAAGUAACUCGACCAUCUUGGAGGAGAGGAUUUAUGUUUGAAAAGAUCUUUCACUAAUACCAGAGAAGGUGAAAACAAAUUGGGAGGCGACUUGUGAUUAUGAUAAAUAGAAAAUUUGAAACGUGUACAGCACUUCCUGCUAUCUUGCUUAUUCUCAAAUGUGUAUUAACUUUUCUUAUGUUUUGUAUUUGUUUUCCAUUGUUCUUUAACACUCACUCUGUUUAUAUGCAUGGACAGUUUAACAGUCAAAGCUUAAUUUUUUUAAGGGAGGUUAAGGAUAAAGUGUUGCAACUGUCUUUCCUUUCUGUUUGG
Molecule: messenger RNA, 4836 nt
Organism: Poecilia reticulata (guppy)
Lineage: Eukaryota; Metazoa; Chordata; Actinopteri; Cyprinodontiformes; Poeciliidae
Gene: usp53a
Product: ubiquitin specific peptidase 53a
Biological process (GO): sensory perception of sound; response to auditory stimulus; protein deubiquitination
Cellular component (GO): cell-cell junction
Molecular function (GO): cysteine-type deubiquitinase activity
Source: RefSeq, a predicted model, not a curated record